UAUAAAUCUUUGGAGCAGGGGUUGUCUUUGGUUUGAUUUCCAGGCUAGAAGUAAUAUGAAACAAUCAUGAGUUUAGCACAAAUGGCAUGGAAGGAGCUGUUGGUGAGCUAAUAGAUCUGCAUGAUUUAGAGAGUGAAAAAGAGAGAGAUAGCACAGGGCUGGUCACGGUUGUUGACACUGGGUUUCUGCCCAUGUCAUGUGGCGCAGGGCAGACACCUGGGGGCAAAGGGCAAGUUUUGCUUUGGAACAGGGCAGCCCCAGUUGCAUGGCCGGCAUUUGUGUAUCACCUGAAAUACACGGCGACACAGAAGCAAGGUUGCACCUGGGGUUGAGGAAGCAGCCUGGGUAAGGGGGCAGCCCUGGCACUAGCAGGCGCGGCGGUGGAAAUGCUGGCCAAGCGCCUGACCGUGUCUGCGCCAGGGAAGGCGAUUCUCCACGGGGAGCACGCUGUGGUGCACGGCAAGGCAGCUCUGGCUGUGGCCUUGAACCUGAGAACGUUUCUUCAAAUUAGACCCUGUAACAAUGGAAAGGUUGCAAUACACUUGCCCAAUAUUGGAACUAGUUUAAACUGGGAAAUGGGCCAGCUCCAGACACUGCUAACAGCAUUUUCAGCUGGCUUGGAUCAAUCUAAAUCUCCCAGCCCAGAACAAAUGGACAAACUGAGAGAGAUUGGGAGUCCAAUAGUGAUUCCUGCAGCCACUGAGAGUCUUGCUGCCCUGGCAUUUCUCUAUCUGUACCUGUCUAUUUCAGCUAAAUAUGGGCAGAUACCAAGUGUGGAGAUAGUAGUGUGGUCUGAGCUGCCCGUCGGAGCUGGACUAGGCUCAAGUGCUGCCUAUUCUGUUUGCUUGGCAGCUGCCCUUUUGACUGCAUGUGGAGCCAUUGGUUGCCCAUUGAAGGAAGAGAAGUACAUAGCCAGGUGGCCGGAGGAGGAGUUGGAUUUAAUUAACCAAUGGGCAUUUCGGGGAGAGCAGGUCAUCCAUGGCAAACCUUCUGGUGUGGAUAACUCUGUCGCGACUUGGGGUGGAGUACUCAGAUUUCAAUCAGGAAAAAUCACCUUGUUGAAGAGGGUGCCAACUCUAAGGAUCUUACUGACCAACACAAAGGUCUCUCGGAGCACCAGGACCCUUGUAGCAGGUGUCAAAGACAAGAUUCUUAAGUUUCCUGCUAUAAUGAACCCAGUGCUUGCCUCAAUAGAUGCGAUUUCUAAUGAGUGUGAAAACGUUCUAGAAGCAAUAGCUUUGAGUCCAUCACAGAAGUAUUACCUUGUUCUAGAGGAGCUCGUCGACAUAAACCAGCAUCACUUAAAUGUGAUUGGAGUUGGCCACACCUCACUGGAUAGAGUGUGCCAAGUGACCGCCAACCAUGGGCUGCACAGUAAGCUGACUGGUGCUGGAGGAGGUGGCUGUGCAAUAACUCUGCUAAGACCAGACACAGACCCGUUGAUAGUGGAAGCAGCCAGACAAGACCUCAGUGCCUGUGGAUUUGAAUGCUGGGAGACUAGUAUUGGAGCGUCUGGAAUAUGUCUUCAUUCCCCAACAUCUUUGAAACCAGAAGUGCUGCAAAUUUUUAGUAAGGUUUAAGGUGACAUGGACUCUGAGUGACCUGACUGUAUCCUGUCUUCCUUCCCCUGCAAGUUCAGAGCUUUUUAACUCUUUACUGAAAUUGCGGCCCCCCUAGUGCCGAAGAUACUUGAGCUGAACUUUGAAGUUGCCAGUUGGAAAAUGGGGCAAAAUAUCAGUGGCUAUGGAAGUGUCAUGAAUGGAGUUCUCAAUCGAGUUCAGGCAUGGUAUAAUGGGGAUUGCUCCACUGAAGAUGGUAGAAUUAUUGUUCUUACUUACCCCAGCUGUGAGUUGGGCCCAUGUCUCACUUGAAAAUGCAUUUACUAUAAGAAAAUUCAAGAGUACGGUGUUUAACAGGUACAAGAGGGAGGAAUAUGCAAACCACACUGUCCUGGCCAAAUUCUGGUUUGAGUAAUUACAUUCUGUCUUUAAUGCAUAGGGAGUAUUAUCUUUUUCUUUCCCUGCCUCUCCAGUCAAUGUGAGUCUGGAGUAAUUAAUGUGCACAGAGUUGCUUGAGUUUCUUGUAAAAGACACCACAUGAUGCAAAGUAUGAGACUACUCCACUGUUUCUACAAAGCUGUUGGAGGAACUGCUGAGACUAUAACUAAAAAAUAAAAUGGCUCUUGGUUGUGUUACUAAUUAAAGUCGGAUGAUUAAGUUCAAAGUGAAAUUCCAAUAUUCUGUGCCCCAUUUUUUGUAGUUUCCUUUUGCACAUUCCUUCCCUGUCUAGGCUGUUACAUUAGUCUCUGUAGCCAAUUCUUUGAGCAGUCUUGCUGAUCAUAGACUCAUGGUCAAGUUCUCACACUAUUAAGAUCACAAUCUGCAGGAAGGUGUUUAAAGUAAGGACGUUAAGUAUUGGUUAUUUUAGUAAUCAAAUAGUCAAUGAUUUGUUUGCAUUGACUAUUUCAGGGAUUCCCAAACUUUGACACGGGGACCAGUAAAUCCAUUCACGAGCUUUUGGAGGACCAGUAACAUUUAUUUGCAUAUUCAUUAGGCAAAUGAUGAAUAUUCAGAUAAGCUGUUUCUGGUCCUACGAAAGCCCCCAGUGCCAGCAUUAGCAAAGCUUUUGAUACGGCCACCCACAAUAUUCUUGCCAGCAAGUUAAGGGAGUAUGGAUUAGAUAAAUGGACGGUAAGAUGGAUAGAAAGUGGCUAGACCAGGGUUUCCCAAACCUUUUACUUUAGUUGGAACCUGGGUUUUUUUAGUACUGUUUUUUUGCAGCCCAAAAAUAUAAACGCAUAUUAAAAGAAUUUAAAAAUGAAUAAAUGUUUAGUGUUUUCCCCUAUCCCUUGUGGGACACAGUGUUGCGUGGGCACUCCAGGAGGCGGGAGCAGGAGCAGAUUGGGGGUAGGGUAUCUGGCUAGGGGUAGGGUUGCCAGUUGUCCAGUUUUGUACUGGACAGUC
This is a messenger RNA of Pelodiscus sinensis (Chinese soft-shelled turtle), 2963 nucleotides long. Lineage: Eukaryota; Metazoa; Chordata; Testudines; Trionychidae. The record is from RefSeq and is a predicted model, not a curated record.